Chironomus riparius is the source of this 3580-nucleotide messenger RNA. NCBI's taxonomy places the organism in Eukaryota, Metazoa, Arthropoda, Insecta, Diptera, Chironomidae. The record is from the annotation of a GenBank genome assembly.
AUUUUUAUUAUUUUUUCAAAAUUUAAAUAUUUAAUAUGAUGCGAACUUGAUUAUCAGUCAAUUUAUGAACGUGAAAGUGGAAAGAUGGGUUUCAUAGUAGCUCUAGUUUUAAUAGCAAUUGCUUGGUAUCUGCUUGAUAGAUACUUUUUAAGCUAUUGGAAAAGAAAUGGAUUUAAGCAACUUGAUGCUACAUUUCUUUUUGGAAACAGUCGGAAGUUAAUAACACAGUCUGCGUCAUUUUAUGAAAUUUUCGAUGAAUUUUACUACAAAAGUAAAGGUGAGAAAUUUAUUGGAACUUACAACCUUUACAAGCCAUCUCUACUUGUCACUGAUCCACAAAUGAUCCAUGACAUAUUCAUUAAGGAUUUUGGAUAUUUUCACGAUCAUGCAAUAUCAUUUGAUACAGAAAAUGAUCCUUUAUCUGGAUUUUUAUUCAGUAUGACUGGACAGAAAUGGAGAGAUUUGCGCGUUAGACUUUCUAAAACAUUUACAUCUGGAAAGUUGAGAUGGAUGUUCCCAGUCAUGAAACAAAACUCAGAUGUCCUUGUUAAUUACAUUCAGAAGGGUUUGGAUACCAAUGAGCCAGUUUUUGGGUUCAGCGAACUAUUCAGACGUUACAAUGCAAAUUUGAUAUCAUCUGUUGCAUUUGGAAUUGACAAUGACUGCAUUAAUAAUCCAAAUAAUGAUUUCUACAAAUUUGGAGUUAAGAAUUUUGAAAAUAAUUUUAGAAAUAAUGUGAAGCAAUUUCUAUUCACAUUCAUGCCAAGAUUAAUGUCCAUUUUUAAGAUCAAAUUUGCACCCGAAGAUGUGAAUGAAUUCUUUUUGAAAAUAGUUCGUGAAAUUGUCGAUUAUAGAGAGAAAAAUAAUUAUAAUCGUAAUGACUUUAUGGACCUAUUGAUUCAAUUAAAAAAUCAAGGUUACGUGCCGGCUGAUAAAGAUGUUGUGGAUGACGAUGAAAAAGAAACGUUUGAAAAUGAAACAGAACCGAAAACUAUGCAAAAAUUGACAUUUAAUGAACUCGCUGCACAAGCUUUUGUGUUCUUUCUUGCGGCUUUUGAAACUAACAGCGCAGCUAUGACUUUCUGUCUUAUUGAAUUAGCAAGGAAUCCAAAAAUCCAGAAAAAGUUGCAAGAUGAACUUGAUGAAGUCUAUAAAACACAGGAUAUAACUUACGAAUCGUUGAUAAAUUUGAAAUAUUUAGAGUGCUGUAUGCUCGAAGCUUUGAGGAAAUAUCCACCAGUUCCAAUUUUAUUCAGAGAAUGCACAAAGGAUUAUAAAAUUCCAAAUACUGAUUUAGUUGUUCGUAAAGGAACAGACGUUAAAAUUCCAAUCAUGUCACUUCACCGAGAUCCAGAAAUCUAUGAUAAUCCACAUGAUUUUAUUCCUGAAAGGUUUUUGGAUUCGGCUACAGGAAACUCUAAACUGGACAAUCAGAAAAGUGCCAUUUUCUUCUCGCCUUUUGGUGACGGUCCAAGACAUUGUAUUGGGAUGAGAAUGGCAAGAGUAAGCUCCAAACUUAUCAUUGCAGCACUAUUGUCCAAGUAUACAUUUUCUCUUGAAGAUCAACGACUCAAUCAUGAAGAUGUCAAUUUUGAUAUCAAAAGUUUUCCACUCAGACCUGAUCAUGAUGUCCAAUUGAGAGCUACACUUCGUAAAAAUUAAAGUUUUCAAACUUUUUCACAAUCUGCGUUAAAUGUUUCUCUACAACUGCUGCCACCUGUUGUCUGGAUUGCCAAUAAAGUUCGUCUGCUUUUUACAUAUUUGAACUUUUUAACCUUAAAAGUACUUUACAUCCUGAAAGUGCAUGAUAGUCUAUAGAACACUCUUAAUCUUAAAAAUUUGUGUAAACAACUUUAAGCAUCCAAAAUUAUAGAGGUGAAAAAUAAAGACUUUUAUUGGCUAUAAUAAUUAAACUUAGCUUUUUGGUUCAUGAAGUUUUUGAUAUUUUACAUUUUUUACAAGAAACCAGGUUGAUUUCUCUGAUAUACCCUAAAUAAGUGCUACUCAAGCAUUGUAAAUAAGACUUACGGUAUAUCCGAGAAAUCUGACCCAGUGACCUUUUCAGGACUAAUCCUUUUUGCACUAUUUCUUAAUAUUUGUUAAAUCCACAGAUAAAUUUCCUGACUGUCUAUGGACGAUUUGGCGAUAGUUGAUUGAGAAUCAAAUUUUAAAAAAAAUUAAUAACCUCCAAUAUUCUCAUAAUUUGGAUGUGCCUUAACAAGUGUUGCUCUAGGAAUAAUUGUCGGUGGUUUUGUAAUCUCUGAAUAAGGAUCGAAUAAUGUUGCUUGGUUGACAACUGGAAGUUGAUCAGUUGACUGCAAUUCUGCAUAUAUACUUGAAUGUGUGUUACUUUGUAAUCGACUUCUAGGCUCAACGGAACUUUCAUGAAUGUCAGUCACUUGACUAUGAUUAUUGCUCUCUUCCCUCCUCUCAAUUAUCACUUGCUCUUGCUUUUCAUUUGCUAUAAAUGCAAAAUAACUUUGGUGCUUUAACAAUUCAUUCUGAAUUUGAAGUAAGGACUUGCCGUAAGUAUUUGGCACAUGAAGAAUGUAUAUUAUGCUUGUUACAACUAAAACAACAAUUGAUGCAAUCACAAAUGGAAUGAAAUAGUCGUCAGUGUAUGUCAAUAAGUUUGUCUGUAUGUGUGCAUCAAAAUGCCACUGCUGAAGUGAAGCUAUUGUUAUAAUUUCUAUAAAAUAUCCGGCUGCAAGAAUAAUUUCGUUGUAUCGUAUCUUUGACAUUUCAAGCAACACAAUGUCAGGUACAAAAAUAGAUAAAGCCAUUGCAGCAUAAAAUAUCCAUAAACAUAUUGCAACACCCGUUGGUGGAAGUUCGCCGUAAAAUAUUAUUGACACACCUAUGGCAAUUACAGCAACAAUUGAUGUGCCAACAUAAACUUUGACACUAUGCACGAAUCUCAUAAAAAGACAUCCAAUGAAUGCUUCAGCAAUCAUCAGCCACAAUCCCAUUCCAUGGACAUAAUCAACUUUUGUGAAGCUUGCAAACGCUGAAUUCAUGGAAUAAAUCAUAAGGAAGUAGUUGAAAAGUAUGGCACCAUGAAGCUUUCCAAGCAGCACGUAAAUCGUCCAUAAAGCAUUAAAGUAGCUGUUUCUUUUGGUACCAGAAUUAAGAUUCUCAGCUGAUUUCCACAUACCAGCUGUUGUCAUUGUCGUGUUCCUCUCAAUUGUGACUUCAUUCUUUGAGAAUAAUUUACAGUAGUUAUUAGCAAUAUUAUUGUCAUUAUCCAAACAGUCACGAUAAUUAUAUAGAAGACCUUGACGUUGUAGAAAUUCAUUGACCAUCAAAAAUAAUAGGAAUAUUGCUGUUGAUCCAAUUAUUGAGUAGCCAUAAAUUUGAUAAAAUUCUGUCAGCUUCUCAUCAACAUUUGAUGUCUCAUCAAGGUUAUAAAAUAAGAGUAAAUAAAUUGUAAAUGUUCCUGAAAAACCAAACAACUUCCACAUGUGACAUAUGGCUAUUCUCAUAGGACGCUCAUGUUUAAUUGUUCGAAUGUUUACGUAUGACAGUCCUGCGAUUAUUGUUAUUCCACUUGCGACGACAGUCAUGAAUAGUCCGAUUUCAG